Molecule: messenger RNA, 1629 nt
Organism: Cucumis melo (muskmelon)
Lineage: Eukaryota; Viridiplantae; Streptophyta; Magnoliopsida; Cucurbitales; Cucurbitaceae
Product: OVARIAN TUMOR DOMAIN-containing deubiquitinating enzyme 9
Exons: 11
Coding region: 335-1375 (346 amino acids)
Biological process (GO): protein deubiquitination
Molecular function (GO): cysteine-type deubiquitinase activity
Source: RefSeq, a predicted model, not a curated record
AGUACGAGACGCUGGCGAGCGGCGGUUUCCAUUUUCCAAAACAGCGGCUCUGAUGAAGACGCUCCCAUUUUCAAGAAAAGACGCUCAAACAGAACUCUCAAAAAUUUCUCAAACUCAAUCUCAUUCUUAAAUUUACUUCCCCUUUUCUUCGAUUCUCUUUCUCGCUCGUGUUUCUGUUUUUCAACUUGCUUCGACACUGAAUCUUCAUCAACGUCCCUAUUGCCUCUCUCUCUCUCUCUCUCUCUCUUUUUUUAUAUAUCUAUCCAUUUGGGAUAUCCAGAAGGUCAAACAGAUGUAGGAGUGCCCGAAGCUUAUCUUGUGUUAUUACAGGGUUAUGGCAACGUAUGAUAUUGAUCCUGAUGUUAUGAGAUGGGGACUUCAUCUUUUGGAUGUUUGCACGUUUACAAAUGACGGUUCUGGUAGUACUGUUACUGAAUAUAGAUUUGACCCGAGUUGUAGUCAAGUGGAAUAUGUCAUUGAAGGUUAUUGUGAGCCGUGUAAUGUAAAUUUGGAGAACGAUGAGGCUUUAGCACACGCUUUUCAAGAAGAGAUAUCGAGAAUUGAUUCUAUAGAAGCUUCUGGGGUAUCUGAUUCCAGGGAUGACCAAAUGCAAGCAUCUGUUCUUGCACAGGAAUGGCCUGGUCCUUCGUCUAGGCACAACCCUUAUGGGUUUGACGGUGAUCAGAAAACAAAUUGUGUUAACGACAUAAACGUCGAGGAGCCAGGUGAUCUGAGAGUUAACGAGGUGGACAAGAUGGGAAUUUCCUCUUCAUAUCAUAACUCAGUAGAUAAUCCUUUUGUGGACGAGUGCUCUUCAUAUUCGUUGGAAAUAAUUGAUGAGUCUGCACUGGAUGGUGAAGUGGGCAAAAGACUUAAUCAAAUUGUUCCUGUCCCUCAUGUUCCAAAGACCAUUGAGAAGAUACCUUCAGCUGAUGAAGAGAUGUCAGAUCACCAACGGCUCCUUGAAAGAUUGCAGUUGUACGAGCUGGUCGAGAAUACAGUUCAAGGAGAUGGAAACUGUCAGUUUCGUGCCUUAUCAGAUCAACUAUAUCGAUCUCCUGAACAUCAUGAUUUUGUGAGAGAACAAGUUAUAGCCCAGCUAAAGUUUUGUCGAGAAGUGUACGAGGGUUAUGUUCCAAUGACCUAUGAAGAGUACCUGAAGAAGAUGAGCAAGAAAGGAGAAUGGGGUGAUCAUGUUACAUUACAAGCUGCUGCAGACUGGUUUGGAGUUAAGAUAUUUGUGAUAACAUCUUUCAAGGAUACAUGUUCAAUUGAAAUACUUCCACAAGUUCAAAAGUCCAACCGGAUUAUUUUCCUGAGCUUUUGGGCUGAAGUGCACUAUAAUUCAAUUUAUCCCGAAGGAGGCAUUAUUUGAUUUUCAGAGAUACCAACAUCCUGUACAAAGAAGAAGAAGAAAUGGUGGAACUUUGGGGCUUAGAUUUGGGUCUUAUUGACAAAGCUAGUGGAAAGCUUCCAUUCUACCAACCAUCCUUUUACUGAUGCUUAGGUUCAUAAUUUCUGAAAAGCUGAUUGCUGAUGCCUCUCACUGUUCUUCUUUUUUCCUUUCUUUCUGUAAAUAUUUGCACAUUAAUUAUUGAUUAUUAUUAUAGAGCAUAUUCUUUUAUUGUA